CUGGGUUUUAUCUUUCUUCCUUUUCUAAUAUCACUGGAAGAACGCAAAGCAAAAUUAGCUCUACAGCUCUCGUAAAAGCCUUGUCAUUUAGCAAGAAAUCUGUUAGUGACAUUAACUUUGAAACUCAUCAAAACGGUUUCAUUAUUGUGUCUAAUUCAGGAAACUAGAGAAAAAGAAAAGAGAGACUGUUUGUCGUCGUAAACGUGUUGCUAGCUAAGAUUAUUGCUCGUCAAGCCCUACAUCUGACUGUCUGAAUACUGCUGCUGUCAAAGACAAACUCAGGGCUGCUGUCAUGGAUCAAAUAGGGAUCACUGCAGAAGGACCAAAGAGUCCAUGGGGCGCCACCACUACCAAGGUGGUAUCACCCUGCUCCCUCGCUGACGUCAUGAGCGAGCAGCUGGCCAAGCAACUGGAUGAGGAAAGCAAUGCUUUCCCCGAUUCCCCAGAUGUCAGUGCUGCUCUGGAUGGCGUUGAGGAGCCAGAAACUGACUGUGAUCUGAUGCUGGCACAGAUGCUGCAGAUGCAGUUUGACAAGGAGUUUGACACCCAGCUGCGCACAGAAGAAAAAAAAUUAAAUGGGGAUAGCAAACUGUCCAUCUCCUUUGAGAACUACCGUAUGGUGCACCCUUACGAGGACAGCGACAGCUCCGAGGAUGAAGUUGAUUGGCAAGACACUCGCCACGACCCCUACAAAGCUGAUAAGCCCACGACAACUCCAAGAAAAGGCUUUACUGGGAAAGGCAAGAACAUCACUACUAAGCACGAUGAGAUUGUGUGUGGCAGGAAGAAUACUGCACGCAUGGACAAUUUUGCCCCAGAGAUCAAUGUGGGAGAUGGGCUUGGCAUGGACCUGAAGCUCUCUAACCAGGUGUACAACUCCCUGAAGCAACACUGCUACUCCGAGCAGCGUCGCAGUGCCCGGCUGCAUGAGAAAAAGGAACACUCCACUGCUGAACAAGCAGUGGACCCAAAGACCCGUCUGCUCAUGUACAAAAUGGUGAACGCGGGCGUUCUGGAGAACAUCAACGGCUGCAUCAGCACUGGAAAGGAGUCUGUGGUGUUCCACGCAGAUGGGGGAAGCAUGGAGGAGAAUGCUGUCCCAGAUGAGUGUGUACUCAAGGUCUUCAAGACCACACUCAAUGAGUUCAAGAACCGCGACAAGUACAUCAAGGACGACUACCGCUUCAAGGAACGCUUCAGCAAGCUGAAUCCCCGCAAGAUCAUCCGCCUGUGGGCUGAGAAAGAGAUGCACAACCUGGCUCGUAUGAAGAAGGCUGACAUCCCAUGCCCUGAGGUGGUGGUUCUGAAGAAGCACAUCCUGGUGAUGUCGUUCAUUGGCAAGGACCAUGUGCCGGCUCCCAAACUGAAAGAGGCCAUGUUGGGCUCUGAGGACAUGAACAGGGCCUACUAUCAAGUGCUUCAUCUGAUGCAGCAGUUGUAUCAGGAGUGUAACCUCGUCCACGCUGACCUGAGCGAAUACAACAUGCUGUGGCAUCAGGGGAAGGUUUGGCUGAUUGAUGUAAGUCAGUCCAUUGAGCCCAAUCACCCUCACGGCCUUGAGUUCCUGUUCAGGGACUGCAGGAACGUGGCUACGUUCUUCCAGAAGGGCGGGGUGUCUGAAGCCAUGAAUGCGUACGAGCUCUUCAACGUUGUGUCUGGGCUGCAGCUCAGCGGUGACAGCGAGGCAGACUUCCUUGCCCAGAUCGAGGCACUGGAGAAGAUGAAUGAAGACCAUGUGCAGAGAAGGGGCAAGAAAACAUACGCCUCCAGCACCAGCGACGGAGGGCCUCCCCUAUUACACGACGAGGAUGAUUAACGAUGAGAUGUUAGACACCAUGAUUAGCUCCAUGGAACCUGUUUGGUUGAUUCUGUUUGAGAGAAUGGGCGAGUAAUCCCCCCCACGGUCUUUCACAAUGAGGGACACGAGAGGUCGAAAGGUCACUGCAUCCCAAGAUGGCGUCAUAGGCUACACUGGGGGCAGUGGUCUGAAAAGCCUCCCAUACACCUCCAUGAAAUGUCAACAUCUCAUUCCAUUACUACGGCUGUAGAUGGAAUGGAUGGGGACAUGACGGAUGCAUCUACAUGCCUACACAAUAAUUGCUUUUUAAAUUAGAGGGUAUUCAGCAUUCAUGACAUGAAGUUCUCUUCACAGGUGAACUGAGCUCAAAUGAAAAGAGCUUUGCGUUAUGUUAUAUGAAUGGAACAAAUUGCAAUCCAACAUUUGGUGAAGAGCCCUAGUAGGUGUCAGUAAAUAUUUUAAUCAUGAAACUUGCUCUCAUGAAUGAAGACACACAAUUAGUUGUUUGUCAUUGGCUCUGAGAUGCAUUGAGGUCCAUUGACCUUACAAGGGAGCUGUGUUUGUCUGUGCUCUGUAACUGCAAUAGAAUGGUGGAAAUAAAUGGCCAAAAUUGUA
Coregonus clupeaformis (lake whitefish) is the source of this 2413-nucleotide messenger RNA. RefSeq names its product serine/threonine-protein kinase RIO3. The record is from RefSeq and is a predicted model, not a curated record. Bases 293 to 1816 code for a protein of 507 amino acids. Gene Ontology annotation, cellular component: cytosol; preribosome, small subunit precursor. The transcript has 13 exons. Lineage: Eukaryota; Metazoa; Chordata; Actinopteri; Salmoniformes; Salmonidae. Gene Ontology annotation, molecular function: protein serine/threonine kinase activity; ATP binding. Gene Ontology annotation, biological process: maturation of SSU-rRNA; protein phosphorylation.